UGCGGGCGGGGGCAACAGUCUCGCAAGCUGUGUCAAGGCCACCAGCUGCAGUGCCGGCAGUGGCAACAGUCUCGCAAGCUGCGCCAAGGCCACCAGCUGCGGCGCCGGCAGUGGCAACAGUCUCGCAAGCUGCCCCAGGGCUAGGGCCCGCGGCACCAGCAAUGGCAAAAGGCUCGCAAGCUGCCCCAGGGCCCGUGGCGCUGGCGUUGGCAAAAGUCUCGCAAGCUGCACCAGGGCUAGGGCCCGCGGCGCCGGCUGUGGCAAAAGUCUUGCAAGCUGCACCAGGGCUAGGGCCUGCAGCGCCAGCAGUGGCAAAAGUCUCUCAAGCUGCUCAAGGGCCUGCAGUGCCAGUAGUGGCAAGAGUCUCGCAAUCUGCCCCAACACUGGGGCCUGUGGUGCCGGCAGUGGCAAGAGUCUCGCAAGCUGCUCCAGGGCCUGCGGUGCUGUCAUUGGCAAGAGUCUCGCCAGCUGCCCCAGGGCCGGGGCCUGCGAUGCCGAUGUUGGCAAGAGUCUCGCCAGCUGCCCCAGGGCUGGGGCCUACGGUGCCGGUGUUGACAAGAGUCUCGCCAGCUGCCCCAGGGCCGGGGCCCAUGGUGCCUGCGUUGGCAAGAGUCUCGCCAGCUGCCCCAGGGCCGGGGCCUGUGGUGCCGGCGUUGGCAAGAGUCUCGCCAGCUUCCCCAGGGGCGGGACCUGCUGUGCUGGCAUUGGCAAGAGUCUCUCCAGCUGCCCCAGGGCCAGGCCUUGUGAUGCCGGCAGUGGCAAGAGUCUCGCCAGCUGCUCCAUGGCUUGCAGUGCCAGCAGUGGCAAGAGUCUCGCCAGCUGCCCCAAAGCCAGGGCCUGUGAUGCCGGCAGUGACUAAAGUCUCAGAAGCAGUCCUAGGGCCGACUCCUGUGGCACCAGCAAUGGCAAAAGUCUCAGACACUGCUCCUCAUCCUACAACACUGGCAGUGGCAAAAGUCUCCGAAGCAUCCCCUGUGCCUCGACCUGUGGCGCUAGCCAUGGCAAAAGUCUCGGACACUGCCCCACAGCCUGUGGUGCCGGCAGUGGUAAAAGUCUCAGAAGCUGCCGCAGUACCUCGACCUGUGGCACUGGCAAUGACAAAAAUCUCCGAAGCUAGCCCAGGGCCUGCACCUGUGGUGCCAGCAGUGGCAAAAAUCUCUGAAGCUGCCCCUGGACUUGGACCUGCAGAACAGGGUGUGGCAAAAAGCUCAGAAGCAGACCCAGGGCCUGGACCUGCAGUGCCAGCAGCAGCAAAAGCUUCAGAAGCUGUCUCAGGGCCUGUGGCACCGCCUGUGGCAAAAGGUGAUGACACUUCAAAAGAUGACAAAGCACGUGGGAAAAGCACCCACAAGAGCAGUGAUAAAAAUAAACAAGAUGCAAAAAAAGCAAAGAAGAGUCGAUCUAAAUCUCUUUCCAGAUCACGAAAGCGGAGAAAAAAGACAAGGUCACGCUCUACUUCUAGGCAGGUUACCUCUAAAAGAGCAAGUUCUAGGAGCAGGAACCUCUCAGAUUCUCGGAAAAAUCAUUCUGCAUCACAUCGCAAAUCCAGAUCUCGGUCUGUUGAAAGAAGGGAUCCCAAAGAGUCUUCAAGGAGAUCAAGACACAGACACUCCAAGUCUUCUGAUCAUGAUGGGUCUCGAUCCCGGUCUGCAGAAAAAAGAGAUCGUAAUGAGUCUUUACGGAGAUCCAGACGCAGACGUUCUAGAUCAUCUGAGCGCUACAAAUCUAGGUCAAGAUCUGUUGAAAGAAGAACUCGUGCAGACUCUCCAUGGAGAUACAGAUGGAAUCGUUCCAGGUCCUCAGAUCGCUACAAGUCUAGAUCAAGAUCUGUUGAAAGACGAGGUCGAAGAGAUUCCCCUUGGAGAUACAGGCGCAAUCGCUCCAGGUCCUCGGAUCGCUCCAAGUCUAGAUCCCGGUCUCUGGAUAGAAGAGGUCGCAGAUACUCUCCAUGGAGGUAUAGGCGCAAUCGCUCUAGGUCUUCAGAUCGUUCCAAGUCUAGAUCCUGGUCUGUGGAUAGAAGAGGUCGCAGAGACUCUCCAUGGAGAUAUAGACGCAAUCGUUCCAGGUCUUCAGAUCGUUCUAAGUCUAGAUCCCGGUCUCUGGAUAGAAGAGGUCACAGAUAUUCUCCUUGGAGAUACAGGCACAAUCGCUCUAGGUCUUCAGAUCACUCUAAAUCUAGAUCCAGAUCUGUUGGAAGAAGAGGUUGCAGAGACUCUUCACGGAGGUCGAGACGUAAACGCUCCAGGUCCUCAGAUCAUUAUAAGUCUAGGUCCAGGUCACUGGGGAAGAGAGAUAGAAAGGAGUCUUCUCGGCGAUCUAAACAUAAACGUUCCAAGUCUUCGGACCGUUACAAAUCUAGGUCUAGAUCUGAUGGAAAAAGAGGUUGCAGAGACUCUUCACAGAGGUCGAGACGCAGACGUUCCAGGUCCUCAGAUGAUCGUUACAAGUCUAGAUCCAGGUCUGUGGGCAGAAAAGAGAGGAAGGAAUCUUCACGGCGGUCUAAACGUAAACGCUCCAAGUCCUCUGAGCAUUAUAAAUCUAGAUCGAGAUCUGUUGACAAAACAGGGGGCAAGGAGCCUUCACAGAGGUCUAAACAUAGACGAUCCAGGUCUUCAGCCCAUUACAAAUCUAGAUCCAAAUCUCUUGACAAGCGGCAGGGCAAAGUGUCAUCACAGAAAUCUGAAAGUAGACGCUCAAAGUCUUCUGAAUGUGACAAACCUAGAUCUAAAUCUGUUGAAAAAAUUGAAGGCCAGAAGUCUUCAGUAGAGUCCAAAAAUAGAUGCACUGAGCUUUCUGAAGGCCAAGAGUCAGGAUCCAAAUCUGUUGAAGAAAUGGGAGGCCCAAAAUCUUCAUUGGAGUCUGAAGAUAGAUGCUCUGAGCUUUCUGAAGGCCAGGAAUUGGGAUCCAAAUCUGCUGAAGAGGUGAUGGGCCCAAAACCUUCAUUGGAAUCUGAAAAUAGAUGCUCUGAGCUUUCUGAAGUCCAGGAGUCAGAAUCUAAAUCUGUUGAAGAAACAGGGGGCCCAAGACCUUCAGUGGAGUAUGAAAACAGAAGCUCUGAACACUCUGAAGGUCAAGAGUCAAGAUCCAAAUCUGUUGAAAAAAUAAAGCACCAGGAGUCUUUGGUAGUGCCUGAAGCUAAACUCUUAGACUCUUCUGCAGGUGGUGAACCUAGAUCUGUAGCUGUUGAAGAAAUUCAGGAGCCUUUAUUGAGAACUGAAAAUACACACUCGGAGUUUCCUGUAUGUGAAGGACUUAAUUCUGAAUCUGUUGAAAAAAUAGAGGGCCAGCAACCUUUGACCUCUGAAAGUAUGUACUCUGAGUUUUCUGAACACAAUGGACCUAGAUCUGAAUCUGUCACAAAGUUAGAGAGCCUGAUACCUUCAGUGGGGUCUGAAAGUAUGCACCCCAAGUCAUCUGAAUGUGAAAGACCUAUAUCUAAAUCUGUUGAAGAAAUAGACAAACAGGAGCUUUCACUAAGCUCUGAAAAUAGGUGUUCUGAACCUCCUGAGCACCACAAGUCAAGACCUAGUGCUGUUGAAAAAAUAGCAAGUGAGGAGUCUUCCCUGAGGUCUGAUAGUGUAUGUUCUGAGCUUCCUGAAUGUGACAGACGUGUACCCCAAGUACUUGAAAAAAUGGAAAGCCAAGAACCUUUGCUGAAACCUGAAAGUAAACUCUCUGAAUCUCCUGAACCUGAGAGAGCUAGAUCUAAAUCUGGUGAUAAAAGUGAGAGUUGGGAGCCUUUAGUGGGGUCUGAAAAGUCUUCUCGCCAGAUUUGGAUUGUGCCUUGUGAUGUUCAGAAAACAAAGGUACAGGAGACUUUCCUAAGGUCUGAAAUCAUAUACUCUGAGUCUCUGGUGCCUGAUGAACCCAAAUCCAAAUCUAUUCAAAUAACAAAGAGGCAGGAAGCUUUGCUGAGCUUGGAAAGUGGACCCCUUGAAUCCUGUGAAGACAUUGAACUGAACUCCAAGUCUGUGGAUAAAAUAGAGGAACGGGAGCUUUUGCUGAGCUCUGAAAACAGAUCUCCUGAAUCUGCUGAAGGCCCAAAACUGAUGUCUGAAUUUGUGGAAAAAAUAAGGGAACAGGAGCUUUCCCCAGAGAGCAGAAUCCCUGAAUCUGGUGAAGGCUUUGAACCUAGAUCUCAGUCUAUGGGAAAAAUGGCAGCUCAACAGUCUGCUCUGACCUCUGAGUGUAGACCCCUUGAAUCUGGUAAAGACCUUGAGCUGAAGUCUGACUCUGUGAAAAUCAUAAAGGUAUGGGAGCCUUUGCUGAGCUCGGAGAGGAAAGCCUUUGAUUUUAGUGAAGGUCUCGACCUUACAUCUGAAGCUAUGGAGAGCAUAGAGGCACAGGAGAAUUUGUUGAGCUCUAAGAGCGGACCUCUGAUGAAGAAAUCUGGUGAAGGCCACAGUCUGAGGUCUCAGUCUUUGGAAAGCAAAUUGGUACUGGAGCCUUCACUGAACUCUGAAAGUGGACCACUUGGAUCUGAUCAAAACCUUGAACCCAGAUCCGAGUCUAUGGAAAAAUUAGAGGGACAAGAGCAAUGGUUGAGCCCUAGGAGUACAGCCCUUGAAUCUGUUGAAGGCCUUGAGCUGAGAUCCAAGUCUGUGGAAAUCCAGGAAGCAGAGGAGCCCUUGCUGAGGUCUGAGAGCAGACUCAACUCUGGUGAAAGUCUUGAACUGAGGUCUGAGUCUGUAGGAAAAAUAGAAGUACAGGCAUCUACCCUGAGCCUUGAGACUGGAAUCCUUGACUCUAGUGAAAGCUUUAAACUAAGAUCCAUGUCUUUUGAAAAAAUAGAGGGACAGGAAGUUGCUUCUGAGAACAGAUCUCUUGAAUCUGGUGAAGACCCUGAAACAAGGUCCGAGUCUGUGGAAAAAAUCAAAGAGCAGGUGCUGUCACUGAGUCUUGAAAAUAGACCCAAGGAAACCAGUGAAGGCCUGGAACCCAUGUCUGAAUUUGUGGAAAAAAUAGAGGAACAGGCGCUGUCAUUGAGCUCUGAAAUCAGACCCUGGGAAUCUGUUGAGGGCCGUGAACCCCUGUCAGAGUCUGUGGAAAAAAUGGAGAGACAGAUGCUGUCUCGGAGUCCUGAAAGCAGAAUCUGGACAUCUCAUGAAGGCCUGGAACCCACGUCUGAGUUUGUGGAAAAAACUGUGGAACUGGAGUUGCCUCUGACCUCUGAAAGCAGACCACUGGAAUCUGGUGAAGGCAUUGAACUGAGACCUGUGUUUGUGGAGAAAAUUGAGGAACAGGUGCCAUCAUUGUGCUUUGAAAGCAGACCUCUUGAAUCUGGUGAAGGUCUUGAAUCAAGGUCCAAGUCCAUGGAAGAAAUUGAGGAACAGCCACUGACAUGGAGCUCUGGAAGGAAACCCAUUGGAUGUAGGCUUUUAGAGCAAAGUGGGGAACUAGGGCGGUCACUGAGCUCUGAAAGGAGACUCCUGGAAUCUGGUAAAGGCCUUGAACCAAGGUCCAAGUCCAUCGAAACUGAGGGACAGAUGCCACAUUGGAGCCCUGAAAGGAGACCCCUUGAAUCUGGCAAAGACCUUGAACUACAGCGUGAAUCAGUGGAAGAAAUUGAGGAGAAGGGACCAUCAGCAAGCCCUGAAAGCAGGCACCUUGAUUCUUGUGAAAGUUUUGAGCUGUUGUCCCAAUCUGUGGAAGAAACUGAGGAACAGACGCCACAUUGGAGCCCUGAAAGGAGACUCCUUGAAUCUGGUGAAGGCCUUGAGCUGCCAUCUGAGUCUAUAGAAGAAACUGAGGAACAUGUCCCAUCCCUGAGCCCUGAAAAUCGACCCCUUGCAUCUGGUGAAGGCUUUGAACUGCUGUCUGAGUCCAUGGAAGAAAUUGAGGGACAGGUGCCAUCACUGAGCCCUGAAAGCAGACCUCAUGAAUCUAGUGAAGGCCUUGUUCUGCCAUCUGAGUCCAUGGAAGAAAUUGAGGAACGGGCGCCAUCACUGAGCCCUGAAAGAAGACCCCUUGAAUCUGGGAAAGGCCUUGAGCUGCUGUCCGAGCCCAUGGAAGAAAUUGAGGCACGGGUGCCAUCACUGAGCCCUGAAAACAGGGCCCUUGAAUCUGGCACAAGCCUUGACUUGCCAUCUGAGUCCAUGGAUGAAAUUGAGGGAAAGAUUCUGUCACUGAGCCCUGAAAGCAGAUCCCUUGAAUCUGGUGAUGGUCUUGAACAAAGGUGUGAGUCCUUGGAAGAAAUUGAGGAGCAGGCACUAUCACCGGGUCCUGAAAGCAGACCCCUUGAAUCUGGUGAUGGGCUUCAGCUGCUGUCCAAGUCAGUGGAAGAAAUUGAGGGACAGGUACUGUCACUGAGUCCUGAAAGCAGAUCCCUUGAAUCUGGCGAAGGUCUUGAACCAAGGUCUGAGUCAGUGGAAGAAAUUGAAGGACAGGCGCUGUCACCAAGUCCUGAAAGCAGAUCCCUUGAAUCUGGUGAAGGUCUUGAACCAAGGUCUGUGUCUGUGGAAGAAACUGAGGAACAGGCACUGUCACAAACUCCUGAAAGAAGACCCUUUGAAUCUGUUGAAGGGCUUGAAUUGCUGUCUGAGUCUGUGGAAGAAAUUGUGGGACAGGCAUUGUCACUGAGCCCUGAAAGUAGAUCCCUUGAAUCUGGUGAAGGUCUUGAACUAAGGUCUGAGUCUGUGGAAGAAACUGAGGAACAGGGGCUGUCACUGAGUCCUGAAACCAGACCCCUUGAACCUAGUGGAGGCCUUGAGUUGCCUUCUGAGUCUGUGGAAGAAAUUGCAGAACGGGCAUUGUCACUGAGUACUGAAAGUAGAUCCCUUGAAUCUGGUGAAGGCCUUGAACCAAGAUCUGAGUCCUUGGAAGAAAUUGAGGAACAGGCCCUGUCACUGAGUCCUGAAAGCAAAUUUGUCGAAUCCAGCAAAGCUCUUGAAGUGCCGCCUGAGUCUAUGGAAGAGAUUGAGGGACAGGUUCUGUCACUGAGCCCUGAAAGCAGAUCCCUUGAAUCUGGGGAAGGCCUUGAACCAAGGUUUGAGUCCGUGGAAGAAAUUGAGGAACAGGCGCUGUCACCAAGUCUUGAAAGCACAACCUUUGAGUCUGGUGAAGGCCUUGAACUGGCAUCCAAAUCCAUGGAAGAAACUGAAGGAAAGACACUAUCACUGAGCCCUGAAAACAGAGCUCUUGAAUCUGGUGAGGGUCUUGAGCUGAGGUCUGAGCCUGUGGAAGAAACUGAAAGACAGGUAUUGUCACCAAGCCCUGAAAGUGGACCUCUUGAAUCUGGCAAAGGCCUUGAACUGCCAUCUGAGUCUGUGGAAGAAAUUGCAGAACAUGUUCCAUCACUGAGCCCUGAAAGCAGACCCUUUGAAUCUGGGGAAGGCCUUGAACUGCCAUCUGAGCCCACGGGAGAAACUGAGGAACAGAUGCCAUUGUUGUGCCCUGAACACAGAUCCCUUGAACUGCCGUCUGGGCCCAUGGAAGAAAUUGAAGGAAAGGCACCAUCCCCGUGCCCUGAAAGCAGACCACUUGAAUGUGGUGACAGCUUUGAACUGAGGUCCCAGUCUGUGGAAGAAAUUGAAGGACCAGAGUUGUCUCUGACCUCUGAAAGCAAGCCCCUGGAGUCUGAUGAAGAACUUGAACUGUGGUCUGAGGCUGUGAAAAUAAAUGAGGAACAGGUGCUGUCAUCAAGCUCUGAAAGUAGGCCCCUUGUUUCUAGCGAAGACCUUGAUCUGCCGUCCGAGUCCAUGGAAGAAAUUGAAGGACAGGCACCAUUACUGAGUCCUGAAAGCCGACCCUUUGAAUCUGGUGAAGGCUUUGAGCCAAGGUCUGAAUUUUUGGAAAAAAAGGGAGAUGAACUAUCACUGUGGUAUGCAAGUAGAAUCUCAGAACCCUCUGAAUGUGACAGACACAGAUCCAAGUCUGUAGAAGAAGUAGAGGGGCCUUUAGUGAGAUCUGAAAGUAGGGGUUCCAAGUCUCCCGGUCGCCACAAGUCUAGGUCCAAAUCUGUGCAAAAAGCAGAGCGCAAGAUGUCUUCACGGAGAUAUAGACGUAAACGCUCCAGAUCUUCUGAUCACCACAAAUCUAGAUCCAAAUCUGCUGAAAAAACAGAGAGCAAAGAGUCUUCACAGAGGUCUAGAAGUAAACGCUCAAGGUCUUCUGAGCGCAGAUCUCAUAAACAUGAUACUGAAUCGCGUUCUAGACGGAAUCGGUCCAAAUCGGCAACCCGUAAAAGGCUAUCAAGAUCUAAAUCUAACCAUCGGUCUCGGACUCGUUCAUUAUCCCGUUCAAGGCACAGAAAAAAGUCUCAAUCAAGAUCAGCGUCAAGAAAGAGGCAGUCUUUAUCUAGAGAGAGGCGGAAAAGAUCUCAGAGAAACAGAUCAAGGUCUGCAGAUAGGAGGAAGAGGAGGUCAAAUUCAAGAGAUCUCCGAGUCUCGCUCAGGUUACGGUCUAGGAGUCGAUCGCCUCUUCGUUCAAAACGGUCUAGAUCAAGGGGAAGAAGACGGAGCGCUAGUAGGUCACCGAUUCGAGCAAGGAGAUCAAGAUCAUCUGGGAGAAGAAGGGGUUACAGCAGAUCACCUGAUCGCCGAAGGUCCAGGUCCUCUGAAAGGUCACCUAAACGUCUUACAGACUUGGACAAGGCCCAGCUACUUGAAAUAGCCAAAGCUAAUGCAGCUGCCAUGUGUGCUAAGGCUGGUGUCCCAUUACCACCAAGCCUGAUGCCUAUUAUAGCUCCAGCAAAGAAGGAAGACAAAGAUACUCAGAAGUCAGCAAGGGACACUCUAAAAGAGCUCACUGAGAAAUGCAAAAAGAUUGCACAGAGCACGGAUGAUGUGAUAGUGAACAAACCUCAUGUUUCUGAUGAAGAGGAGGAAGAGCGCCCAUUUUAUAAUCAUCCCUUUAAACUCAAUGAACCCAAGCCCAUUUUUUUCAACUUAAGUAAGACUCCUGCCAUUAAACCAGCACCAACACCAAAAAAUCAGGUCACUUUGACAAAGGAGUAUCCUGUCUCAUCUGGGUCUCAACACAGAAAAAAAGAAGCGGAUAGUGUCUAUGGAGAAUGGGUUCCAGUUGAGAAAGGAAAAGAAGAAAGCAAGGAUGAUGUUUUCCCGAAACUACCCCCUGGACAGAUUGUAGACAUCUCUACAGCCAUGAAUGAUCGAACAAAGGCUCAGAAGAGGCUUACACAGAAUACAUUUGAUUUAGAAGCCAUGUGCAUGUUAAACCGUGCACAGGAACAGAUUGAUGCCUGGGCUCAGUCAAACUCUCUGCCGGGCCAGUUCACUGGAAGUACUGGAGCACAGGUUUUGUCCUCAGAUGCAUUGUCCAACAGUGGUCCUCAAGCCUGGAUUAGAAAGGAUCAGUUCUUAAGAGCAGCCCCAGUAACUGGAGGAAUGGGAGCUCAGCUGAUGAGAAAAAUGGGCUGGAGAGAAGGAGAAGGAUUAGGAAAAAACAAAGAAGGCAGUGUGGAGCCUAUUUUAGUUGAUUUUAAGACUGAUCGAAAAGGUCUUGUUGCAGUGGGAGAAAAGGCACAAAAGAGAUCCGGACAUUUCAGUGUGAUGAAGGAUCUUUCAGGUAAACAUCCAGUUUCUGCACUGAUGGAGAUCUGUAAUAAAAGAAGAUGGUCACCACCUGAAUUCGUAUUGGUGGAUGAUAGUGGGCCUGAUCAUCGCAAACACUUUAUCUUUAAGGUGAUGGUCAAUGGGAAUGAAUACAGGCCUACCUUUGCCAGCCUUAAUAAGAAGCAUGCUAAAGCCACAGCAGCAACUGCGGCCCUCCAAGCGAUGGGACUUGUACCAAAGGAAAGCAUGGCUAAUACCACCAUGUUCAGGAGUGCCUCACACCGCUAGAUAUUGUUUUUUAUAUUGACAUUAUUUCGGAUAAUUUUACUCUGCACAAAGAAGGUAUUUGCCCGUCUCAUUUUGUAAAUACGUUGGCAAUUCCCAUGUUGUAAAAACUGUACAGACACCCGCAAGCUUUUCUUUUGUACCAUCAAAAAUGUAUUUAAAUCAUACUUAGUUUUUGGUAUGUUUAUAUUGUUUACAUUAGUGAUGUAAUUAUUUCUUAAAUGACUAAAAUUGGAAGACAGACUCUGGAGGCAUCAAUAAUCUAAACCCUUGUUUUAAAACUCAUGCAGUUUCUCUUCAGUACGGAAUGUUAACACUUUCAUACUGUUUUAUACUAUGAUGCAGUUGUCCCUGGUUUUGGUAAAGUUACUGUUGUACUUUUGCCUAUAGCCAGUUAAAGGCUGCACAGCUUACCCUAGUCUAGAAAAGGCUGGCAUGUACUGCUGGACAGAUACUGGGCCAGUUACCCCUAUGGGAUAGUAGGUAAUGGUAGCACUGUUGUACAGAGCUACCAUUACUUACUUCUCCUUUUGAAUUUUGUUUGGGGUUUCUCAGUGGUGUUCUGCAACUGGCCAUACGGCCUACAUUCUAGCACUAAAAAGAUUAGGCAAAAGACCUGCCUGAAGUGGGAGGGAAGAAAGUCCAGUGAUGGAACUGAUCAGAAUCGCAAUGUGAAAGUCUCUCUCCCUGCAUGUUCUGAUAAGGAAAUAUGAAGUUGUCUAUUCCAAUCUCAAAUUAACACACUGCCUGAUGUUGAUUGUAUGAAUGUGUGGUUAAUGUGAAUUUUAAACUAUAACAAAUCUUCAACUGGAUGGGGGUAGAAUGAUGCUUAAAUUGUUGUACCCAAGUCAGUCAAUAAAGCAGCACAAGUUCAUAAUCUUAAUCAUCGGUCAAAAAACACUUAAAUCUAUGCUAGAGCACUGAUUUAGAAGUCAGCAUACCAUCACGUGUUAUGGGGGGGAGGAACAGUAGUGACAGCUGGUAAGAAGGCAGAACACAACCAUAUUUCAGUUGCUUAGAAAAAUAUCAGGAUAACAUUUUGAGUUCAGAUUUUUUCAUGCUUGCACCACACUUUGGGAUGAGAUUUCUUUGAAAGUUUAAUCCAAUGUUUUGGCAGUUUUUGAAAAUGAAAGCAAUUGAGAAAACAGGGAAUCUGGUUUUUUCUCAUGUGCUACUUGGUUUUAGAGUCUUAGCAGCUGGUUGUAGUAAUUUUAAACUUGGGGACGAGGAUGGUCUCAACAAAUUUGGGUGACUUAAAAAACAUGGCAUCACAAUGAAGCUCUUUAAUAUUUAGUUAUUUCUGAAAACGUUAACAUUUUGCAUCUUACCGUUUGGUAUCAUAUCAGAUACACAGAGCUUUUAUGGGACGGGGAAACUAUAAUUUCCUAUGCAAACUGCUACAACCUAUAUCCUUCAAAUUGCAGCAGAAACCCGGAGAUAACAACAUUCCAAUCCUAUUUCCUCCAUGAACACACUCUAAUUCUGGAUGCUUUCACUAUCCUCAUUACUAAACAAGGCUUUACUGUAAUGCCAUAAGGGCCAAGUACCUGAUCUGGGGACCAGAUAACUGAGGGUCAGUGGUAUACCAGAAGGUCACUUAUGGUAAACUGGAAGUUGAACCUACCUAUUAAACGUGAUAGACAAGUUCCAUCCAUUUAGUUGCUCUUGGUAAUGGCAAAUCUGGGCUUGAUUAGAUUGUCUAAAUUCCUACACACCACUUAAUUUAUAUAAGGCAUUUUGACAGCUGAAGACAUGCUCUCAAAGAAUUAGUAAAAGUACACAAAAGAAGCCUCAUACCCAAUACUUUAUUGUGGUCUAGGGAAUAAUAGCACAUACUGAUGGGAGGGGGGGGUUCCUGUUAGAAGAGAAAUUCCAGAGUUCAAAUCAUAUUAAGACUGCAAGUUGAGGAAUUUAGAAGGUAUUUGAAUUAAUAUUGUCUGUUCACUACUAUCUUUUAAUUACAUAAUUAUAUCCCCCCAGCCUUAUUUGUUAAAUAAAGUAAUUGGUUGCCUCCUGUUUUGAAGUAGCUGAAAAAUCUUCAGGAAGAGUAGGUAGGUAUGGUACAACAGCAGAGAAUGGCACAGAACUGGGUUUUGUACCUGGCACCAUGCAUUUCUGCAGAAUUUUAGCUGUCUUAAAGCAACAUACUUUUAGAGAGGCUAUGAAAGUAAGAAGGGUCCUGCAGCUUGCAUGAAUGUGGAAUCCAUACCUUGCUGCAUAAACUAUUUUUAGAAUAUCAGUGUUCAUUAAAAAAGUUUUAAUCUUUCCUUGUUGUGAAGAAACCUUUGCUCAGCAGAAAUCUUGGUCUUCCUGUGGCUGCAGACCUCCUGAACCAUUCUAUAUAACUUUAGAAGACAAUAUAAAUAUCUUAACUAGUGAGAACAUGCAGCUCUUGCUUAAUUGCACUCCCAAAUCACCUUUCCAUGUGUCAGAAACUAACUAGCAUCUAUUUACCUAGCUGUCCACCCAAAAAUGACAUAGUAACAAUAUACCUGGACAGGUUAAAAUAAGUAUGACUUUAUUAGUGAUUGUGUCACUGGUCAUAUUUGUUCAUGGUGCAAGAGUUACAUUAUACCUUUGGAAGUAGUGCAAGUAAAAUUUAGUCUGCUGUGUUAGCAUUUAAAGUUCAAACAAACUUUAAGUCCAAAUACUGUUUAAGGAAGGGAAUUGUCUGUUUGAAAAGGAAAAGUUCAGGCCUAAGUCACAAUUUCAGAAUGAUGUUGUUGCACAAAUAUCCACGGGAAAUUAGUUUAGUUAUUUUUCACCUAAUCAAGUGCAUAUGAAAGUGUAAAUGGAU
This is a messenger RNA of Alligator sinensis (Chinese alligator), 12594 nucleotides long. RefSeq names its product SON DNA binding protein (gene SON). Lineage: Eukaryota; Metazoa; Chordata; Crocodylia; Alligatoridae. Gene Ontology annotation, biological process: regulation of mRNA splicing, via spliceosome; regulation of cell cycle. The transcript is spliced from 10 exons. Bases 162 to 9800 code for a protein of 3212 amino acids. Gene Ontology annotation, molecular function: RNA binding. The record is from RefSeq and is a predicted model, not a curated record.